ACACUCCCGUCCUUAACUCACGACGCCUCGCAACAAUGGCGAGACGGCUGUUUCUACUGCUGGCGGCGGCGGUCUUGUGUCUAGUUGCUAGCGGGCAGGACGCGAAAACGCUCCCGGAGAAGGAUGGCAUUUUUCAGCUGAGCAAGACAAAUUUCCACAUCGCGCUGAAGACCUACAAGCAGCUACUGGUACACUUCUACGCUCCGCUGUCCGCAGAUGGCCGUCAUUUGUCGGAAGUGUUUCAAGAAGCCGCCGGCGAGCUGCGGGACUCGGACAUUAAGUUGGCGAUGGUAGAUGUGACGAAAGACAAAGAGCUAGCCAAAGAACUGAACGCGACAGGACCACCAAAAAUCAGGCUCUACCUUUUCGGAGAGAAACUAAACUUCGUGUCCUGCCCUGUUCCUCAGAGCGCAGCUUCCAUCGUGACGUGGUUGAAAAGGAGGGCGGGGUCCGCUGCCGACCUCAUUACCGAUCUCAGCCAAUUGGAGAGCGCGCAGGAGGAGCUCAGCGUGGUCGGAUUCUUUCAGGAGCUGGAGAGCGAGUACGUUCGAGUGUUUUAUUCGACCGCAGUCAGCCUCCCGGAUGUCAGGUUUGCAGUGACGCAGAAUGAUGAUGUCAUCAGGAAUUUUGAUGUCACGCAUGAUGUCGUGCUGCUCCUUAAAAACUCACAGCUGAUUCAGGCUUACCAGAUGACACCGCAGACCUCUAAAGAAGACUUGGUGACUUUUGUCAGUGUAUACCAGAUGGAGGCCGUCACAGAAUAUUCCGGAAAGACGGCCACUCGGAUCCUGUCGUCGCCGGUUCUUAGCCACGCCCUCCUUUUUGUCAACAAAAGCUCCGCCAAUUUCCAUACGGUUCACGCCGCAUUCAACACCGCCGCAGAGAUCUUCCGAAUGAAGAUUUUAUUCGUACUGGUGGAUGUGUGGGAGCCACGUAAUGGCCGCCUGAUGGAGUAUUUCCGCGUGCGGGCCUACGAGGCUCCUCUCGUGCGAUUGGUCAACCUGACCGAUCACGUGACCUACCAGCUGCCCUCGGCCACGCUGGACGCCGACUCCAUCGAGGCCUUCUGCCGGGACUACCUGGAUGGCAAAGCAAAGCCCAAAAUGCAGAGCGAGCCCAUCCCUGAAGGAUGGGACCAACGUCCGGUGAAGGAACUGGUCGGAAGCACUUUUGAGGCGGUUGCCUUCAACCCCAACAGGACUGUAUUUGUUUUGUUUUACGUGCCGUACAGUCCAGAGUGUCGAGCCGUGUUCACCUUGUGGGAGGAGCUGGCCGAGGCCUUCAAAGCUCGCGACGACGUGGUGGUGGCUCGCAUCGACGCGUCGGCAAACGACAUCAACAUGUCGGUGCAGCGCGCCUAUCCAGCCUUCUGUCUCUUCCCCGCGCUCUAUGCAGAGAGGGCCGUGUUUUACACCGGCGACAGGAAGCUGAAGGCCCUGCUUGCUUUUGUCCACCAGGAGAUGAAGAAAGCCGCAAAAGACAGAAUGAAGGAGAACGAAGACAGGAGGAAGUAUGUGGAAUCCAUGAAAGCAGAAGAUGAGAAGAAAGAGAGAAACGCCACCAAGGAAGAACUCUAACCAUUGGCUAAAUGUGACGUGGAAGACAAGGUCAAAGCAAGAAAGAAUCCAUCUUCAAAAUUGUAUAAGUGAUAUAUGUAUGAUUGAAGAACUGAAUCCUGUUUUUGAUGUGACAAUAAAUCGGAGCAGCACAAAUAUGCCACA
This is a messenger RNA of Hippocampus zosterae (dwarf seahorse), 1721 nucleotides long. RefSeq lists its product as uncharacterized. Gene Ontology annotation, biological process: response to endoplasmic reticulum stress; protein folding. The transcript has 11 exons. Gene Ontology annotation, cellular component: endoplasmic reticulum. The record is from RefSeq and is a predicted model, not a curated record. Bases 36 to 1577 code for a protein of 513 amino acids. Lineage: Eukaryota; Metazoa; Chordata; Actinopteri; Syngnathiformes; Syngnathidae.